AUGGCUUCCGGUUUAGUCCUCACCUCGAUCCGGCCGGCCGUGAUCCGGGCGAGCGCGGCCGACGGCCGCGGGAGGCGGAAGGGCCCGGCGAAGUCCGUUGCCGGCGGUGGGGGGGGCAACAACUGGUGGGUCCCGCUUUUCGGCUGGUCGGCGGAGCCGGACUACAUCGACGGCGCCGGAGCGGGAGCAGGGCCCGCGGAGGAUUCCCCCAAGAAAGGGGCGACGGCGUCGGCGGGGGAAGAGGAGAGGAGGCGGCCGGCGGGGCGAAGGUUCGCGGCGUUCACGGAGGAGAAGGCAAGGGAGCUGCGGAUGCGGAGCAUGGAGACGGAGGCCUUCCACGACGUGAUGUACCACUCCGCCAUCGCCUCCCGCCUCGCCUCCGACCUCCCCCGACGUCCCCUCUCUGCCGACAACUGAGGCACCCGGUGUUCUCGAUCGGAUGCCCUCUCGACCGAUCCCAUCCGUCGACUCUGAUCACGAAGACUCGUUCUAUUUUUCUGCGUCCGGUCUUCACUACCUCUAAUAAUUUCCCUUUUUUUCUAGCGUUGUGUAUAUGGAUUUAAGCCGCGCUGUCAUGAAAGGAAUUAUAGUACUUCCUUUUGGGUUUAUUUUACGUCGCCAAAAUUUGAUCUCCAUGCUUUGAGAGUCAUCUAUCCGAUUAAGAUCUUACCAUCAGAUCUUUUAUGCCCUUUAAUGAUUAUUUCGUUGUUUUUCGUA
Molecule: messenger RNA, 717 nt
Organism: Musa acuminata AAA Group (dessert banana)
Lineage: Eukaryota; Viridiplantae; Streptophyta; Magnoliopsida; Zingiberales; Musaceae
Exons: 1
Coding region: 1-417 (138 amino acids)
Source: RefSeq, a predicted model, not a curated record